CUCUAGUUGAUUUGGCUCAGGCAUCAACGUUGGUCUGUUGCCAGGUGGAUGGCUUUCACUGUGGACCGCACUCUCGUGACCAGCUGGCCCGCGCAGCAGCUACACCCCCUGCACUACCAGCAGCAGCAACGGCAGCAUCAGGGGCAAACCCAGCAUCAUCACGAUGAGUAUGGCGACAGUCCUCGCGGCAAUGUAUUCGGACGGCUCGACGAUGUUGCAGCGACGUGUGCAGCCAAGCAGUACGAGACCACGCCGUGUGCUCUGGCACCCUCGCCACAAGGAGGCCCCGAGGCCGCUGGCCAGGGCGCGCCCCCGCCACCCGGCGGGGCGCACGCCUGGGCCGCGGGCACGACGACGCUCAUGCUGCGGAACAUCCAGAACCGCUACACCGCCGAGCGACGUGGAAGACCUCGACGCAACUGCGGAGGGCGAGCGGGUCACGUUCGGCGAUGUCAGGAACUUCCUGGAGGAAGAGAUCGGCCCCAUCACCCGUUCAGUCGCGAAGCACUCCGCGGAUUUGACGGUGCUUCAGAUGAAGAUGCAUGAGGAAUUGGGGUUUAUUGGGCCUCACACCACUGGCAUGACAUCGAAACAUCAAGAUCAGCAGCGUGAAGAUGACACGUUUCAGGAGACGAUGAAGGCCAUACAGACCAACGCGACAAAACAGGCCCAGCAGCACGCCCACCAAAACAGCCUCCUGCAUGAGAGCCUCACGGCCGUCAUUGGCGAGAUCCCGGACACGGACGGCAUCGCGAAGGCCAUUGGGUGGGCCAACGCCCGCUGCCAAGCUGUGUGAAUCUCUCCUCCCGUGAAGGCCUUUUUUGCCAGGCGGAGCUUUCCACGGCGUCCUCUUCGUGAAAAGUUCCACGGUGAUGCAGAGGGGUCUCCAUCAGAACGGCUCUCCGGAAAGCUCCAGCGGGGUCGUCGGGAAAACCGCAGGUCAAAUUAGAUCCGCCGUUCAACAUCCGUACCGCCGAGUCCAUUUUCUUCGCGUUCACACGCAUGUUGGUGGAUUCUGGGCACGGCCGGAAGGAGGUGGAGGUGGGCACGACGUGUCGGACAUUGCGGAUGACAGGGGCGGACGUCGUGAAGGCAGAGGUGGUCGACCGCACUUCGACGGUACAAUGGUGCAGCGAAGGGCGGCCGCGUUUGGAUGAGUUGCAGUUGUCCACAGAGAUCGCCGUCCUCAAGACCACGGCGUACGAGAAGUUCGACUGGGUGAAGGGCAUGCUGGGUAAAGGCAAUACAGGGCAAAGGCCAUUAGGA
Prorocentrum cordatum is the source of this 1266-nucleotide messenger RNA. NCBI's taxonomy places the organism in Eukaryota, Dinophyceae, Prorocentrales, Prorocentraceae. The record is from the annotation of a GenBank genome assembly.